AUCUCUUAGACUUUUUUUUAGUUUUAUGGCGAUUUAGAUAAGAUAGAUGGCGGACGGGUUUGGUGCUAGUGUUUGACUUGAAAAAAAAGGAAGUGAGCGAUGUUACAUUGAGAAAUCUAUAAAACAUGGAUUUAACUUAUCCCAUUUGCAGAAUAAAAAUGAUAUGAUGUCCUUGUACGUGAACCCAUACACAAAUUAAGGAAGUAUUAGUGCCAUAGCAACAAUCAUCAUACUCUUGCCCAUUUCCUUUGUGAUCUAGAUACCUCUUUUUCGGAGUGUAGUUCAAGAUUUGCCGUGUUUUAACUGGUUGUGUAUAUAUAAACUCAGUAAACUAGUGUUACUUAUCGUGUAAAAUGAUUUAAAAGUGAAAUAAUUGGUUAGUUUUAUGGUAACCUCGAACGCGGAAGUUUUGAGAGCUAGCCGCAUAUGAAGCAGAAUAUCAUCGGCAGAUGUGUUAGCUAGUGUUGACUCUACUACAGUUAUUGAAGAACAAAUAUCAAAUAUCAUUAUGCAUGAACUUUGAGUACUGAUGAUUAAAUAAUGGUUGAAAUAGGCGCCCCUCAAAAGUCCGCCGAAGAGAGUUUGGAGAAUGCCGAUUGGUAUUGGGGUGAUAUCACUCGAGAUGAGGCUAUUGAGAAACUGCGGGACACCUGUGAUGGCACCUUCUUGGUGCGCAACGCAUCUAACAAAGAUAGUGGUUAUACUCUGACAUUGAGAAAGGGGGGUAUGAACAAACUUAUCAAAAUCUACAACCAUGAGGGGCGGUACGGGUUCUGUGAGCCAUUUGACUUCAAGUCAGUGGUGGAUCUUGUUAGGUUCUACAGUGAAUUUUCACUGGCUCAUUGCAAUAGCAGCCUUGACAUCAAGCUUAUGUACCCAUUGUCCAGAAAAAGGGACAAUGAUGGUGGAGAAAAUAUGAGUAAUGAUACCCUAGAAACUAAAUUUAAGGAAAUCCACAAAAAAUAUGUAUUGAAAACAAAAGACUUUGAAGUUCGCUCUUACAAAUAUACAAGGUUAAGGGAAGAAGUAAAUAUGAAGAAGCAAGCAUUAGACGCCUUCACAGAAACUGUCAAAAUCUGUGAAGAACAUUUAAAGUUGCAAGAAAAGAUGCAGGCUGAAGCACAGCCACAUGAGAAAAAUUCUGUGUUAGAAAACAAUAGAAAUCUAAUUUCAAGAGUUCAAAACCUAAAGCAAGCUCAGAUAGCCUUAAAUGAUAUUUUGAGAAAUACAGUCACUGCACAAUUGCUUCUUGAGAGAGAGAUAGCCAAACUGAAGUCUGAUGUUACAGAUCUCUAUAAAAUCAAAGACCGCUACAAAGUGUGGCUACAAGGACGAGGUAAAACAGACGAGUACCUGCAUUUAUUAGAAGAUGACAAUAUACACAAGCUUGAAGAGUUGUACGCACACAGAGAAUCAAUCAGUUGGAACGUCAACUGUACUAGAGAGACAGCUGAGAAACUCCUCACAGGGAAACCACAAGGAACAUUUUUAAUUCGGCCUAACUCGACUGGACAAUUAGCCUUAUCAAUUUGUUGUAACAACAUGGUCUACCACUGUAUUAUCUUUACAACUGAACGAGGUUAUGGAUUUGCUGAACCCUAUAAUGUUUAUGAAACUUUGAAUGAGCUUGUCCUACAUUAUGCUGUUAAUUCAUUAGAAGAACAUAACGAACAAUUAAAAACUGAAUUGAAGUAUCCAGUAAACGCACAUCUUGUGAAGAAACCUGAGAAAAAACAAUGAAAUGGCCAAUGCAAACAGAAAAUGUAUUUGCCAGAAAUUGUCUGCUAGUUCAGACAAAGGUCAUAUGACGACUUGGAGACCUACUAAAGGAAACUGAAAUGUUAAUUACCUUCUUGUGACCUUCAUGUAAUGAUUUACUAAUAAGGAUUUAAAGAAUCACAAACUUAUCAACUAAUGAUUCAUAAAAUCUUCCAAAGUCAAAGGACGACUAUGAAUUACUCUUGAUUGUUUCACUAAAUGUACUGUGAGGGAACAUAAUAAUACGAGAAGAAAGUAUUCAUGUACAGGAAUGUAAUGUAAGUUGAUAUUUCCGUGUUUAUAGCUUUAGAGAGUCGUUAUAAUAAUGAUCAAACAAUUAUUGUACAAAUGCUUUGGUACCUAUGUACAAUGUGGUACUUACCAUAAUUAUUUUAGAUUUGUGCACAAUAACUUCAAUUUGCUUUCUAUUGAUUUGGUUUUAUUUUUAUUGUGAUAAUAUUGUGAUAAAACCAAAAUCAGUUUUGAAAUACCAGUUUUAUUGUUUUAUGAACAUUGAAAAUGAUUCUCAGGAGCUUUUAAGAGUUUAGGAUACUCUGUACACAUAUUUUUAUAUUUGUUGUAUUUUACAAACUAAAGUGUUCUUCCUUAUUAAUAAUUGAUGUUAUUAAAUUGAUUGGGGCCUUUACGGAUCGGCAGCAUUGGAGGAAGGAUUAUAAAUAACAGCUGAUUCGAAAUUGGAGACUGUUGAGAACAAAAUUACUUUGAAAUGUGUUAGUAAGCUCUCAGUUCGAUUGAUAUUGAGUCUGCGUCCAUAGACAUGUGUUAUACAGUCGACUUUGCAACGACAAGAUUUCACAUAUUGAAAAUAAAUUACUAUCUUUAAUGGCCUAUAAAUAUAUUAUCACUUUGCUUUAAUCUAUGAAUGCAGACUCAAUGCAUGCAAAGUUCUCUUAGAGAUAUGUAUGUGAUAGUAAUGAUUAGCGUUUUAGAGUUCUGAUAUUUGUGUAUAUUAUGUGAUUGAUUUUUGUUACAUUGUUUUUAAUGGGUUAUUGUGAUGCGAGGUUAAAAUUAUUCCAUAUCAUUGAUCAUUGAUAUAUCCAUAUUUAUUAUCUUUCCUUACACAUACUGUGUCUGCUUGGGGAUUGUAUAAAGUCCGCCAAAUAAUAAAUUGCUAUAUAAGUCGAGAGUUGUUUGGAAUGCCCAAACAUCGCAAUUUUUUCAAAAUAAAGUCUCCAGAAAAGUUUCAAAUAGCAAGAUUACUGUCUAUAAGAACCUGUUUUGGUAAUGCGCAAUAUUGUAAUGAUAUUGAAAUUAUUUCCUAUAUUGAGUGUAGUACUCAUUGUGGUAAUAAUUUAAAUAGUUUUACAUUUUCACUAUUAACAGUAAACCGAUUUUAUCUCUGGUAAUGAUAAAUAGAUCUGAUCACUGUUUUCCUUGUAACUCGACAAAUAUGAAGAUAAUCCUGAGUUUGAUGUUGCGUGUAUUAAAGCAGAUACUUAUACAUUUAUAUGUAUAACCAGUGCAUGAGUGAUAAGUUAAUGUUUACUUGGCGCAAAUCUAUGAAAUGUUUUACUAAAACCGGUAUCGAGAAUUUAUCUCUACUGUUUUAUCAGCGGUAGUGAUUCCAGUAAAAACAUUGAUGGUAUGCUUCGCCACAGUGGAUGUCGUUUAUGAUUUCAGUGCGUUUCAGUACUGCAGUUUACAUUGAAGUGUGUUAAUUCAUGUGUAUUAGUGUGCGAGUCUCGUCAAUUAAAUGUUUUUUCACUUUAUUUUCUAUAUGUAACAAUAUGUAAGAAAAGAUGAUAUGAUUGUAUUGCUAGUAGAUAGAUUGUAAGUAGGACUAACCAAUUCGUAAAAUGUUAUAUUUAUAUUAUAUAAUUUUGUUUCAUUCAAAACUCCUAAUGUUUUGUUAUCUGAACAAUUUUCCAUAACAUAAUUAUGUCUAUGUUUGGCAAAAAUUUUACUGUAGUUGUAAUCUCGUAUUUUAUGGUAUAAUUUUCAUUAUAAUUAAUAUUAUCAGGAAAAAACUGAACUGCGACAGUAAACAAGACAUGGCAUAAAAACAGUUUAUUUAGCCAAACUUGGCUUUUUGAUGAUGAGAAUGAAAGGGAUAGUAAAACGAUUGACAUCCUCACGAACACUUCCUUAUCGCCUACUACUGUGAUAGACAUUUCAAUGUUCUAAAAUACCUAUAUUAUGGCUAUUCCAGAGACAAUUUAAUAACUAUCUCCAAUAAAUUGUCGAUUUGUGAAGUUUUAUGAAACAUAGUAAGCUAUCCUAAUUUGGUUUGUGCAGUCCAAAAGUACCAUGUCAAAAUUCUAAGCACCAACGAAAACAUGCUUCAUUAUUACGACGAAUAUGUAGUUUAGAUACGAAAAUCUUUGAAUGAAUAAUAUCAUUUAGUCAACAGUAAAAGCUCGUUAUUGAAUUACUACUUUUGCUGUUGGCUGUACUAUAAUUUUUGGCCUACUACGAAUUCUAAGGCUAUUUCGGUAUCGUUCGUGUUUAUAAAUAUUUUUGUCGGGUAUAGUAUUGUAACUUACUGAAAUAGUGAUAAAUAUUGAAUCGACAGUACCUAUUAAUCCACUGAUCAGUCGAAUGUGUAUUUCUAUUUGAGGAGAUCGUCUAGAGUUGGCCUCCGAAUUUUGUAAAAAUGUAUUCACCUGCUUUUGAAUUUAAAUCAGUUAUUUAAUCAUUUAAUCUUGUACCCUUUCGCAUCCACUACAAAACGUGCCAGAAACAGUUGCAAUAGAUAACUAUUUACACUGAUUCUGUUUAUAUACAGUAAGAAAUUUCAUUACUAUUAGGAUUGAAGAUAUCCUAUCAAAAAAUAUAAUUAAAUUAUUUAAUUCGAAUUCAAUUAUGUACCGUUGAUUUCACGUAGUCAAUGUAAUCAUCGUUAACAAAUUCGAUAACAGUCUCUAAAACAUGUGCAAUAGUAAUGAAAGCUAAGAUGAAAAAAUAUUUAUAAAAUUGUGUACCUUACCUAAUUAAUUUUACUUCAUCAAUGAAAUGAAAAAUCUUAAGUAGCACCCUAGAAUACGUUCUAGUUCUAGCAUUUAGAUUAUGUCCAAAAUUAUAUUUCAUAGUUUCUUAUGUAAAAUAUCAACAAAUAUAAAAAAAUAAACGAAUUUUUAAGUAUUGGAAUAACUAAACUUUGGAGGUGAAAGGGUUGCGACUAUUAAUUAUACAUUUUAUUUCCACUGCACAUAAAGCUUUAAAAUGAAUAACGCCCGCUGCAGAAUAAUUAGGUGAAUCAAUUUGCCAUCCAGGAUUCUACAUUUUGGAACUGUAUAUUGAAAACUGUUUUUUACAAAAUUAAUAAUAUAAUUUAGAUUUUACAUACAUAAUAUAUACCUAUUUACUUAUAAGUUUAAAGAUUAUAUAAGUGAGAUUAUUGAUCGCGUUAUUUUUGUAUUCAAGUCAAUAAUACAAUAUUAUCAUUAUAAUGCAAAAUAUUCUGAGUUGCAAUUUUAUGUAAAACUAAAUAUCAUUAAAUGAUCUCAAGAGUGAAUAUAAACUUAAGGUAUAAUUCAAAUGUUUGUUUGAUAGUUUUUUAGACUUCAUAAUAAUGUAUAACUAAAGUCAAUAGCAGCCAAAUUGGAAAACUUACAUAAAAUUAGUGAACACUCAGUCGCCAUUUUAUAAGUGUAAUAGUAGAACGUUUUAAUAAGUGUUAAUAAACAAACUAUCAAUGAAAA
Messenger RNA from Helicoverpa zea (corn earworm), 5420 nucleotides. RefSeq names its product phosphatidylinositol 3-kinase regulatory subunit gamma (gene Pi3K21B). Gene Ontology annotation, molecular function: 1-phosphatidylinositol-3-kinase regulator activity. The transcript is spliced from 4 exons. Gene Ontology annotation, biological process: insulin receptor signaling pathway; phosphatidylinositol phosphate biosynthetic process. Lineage: Eukaryota; Metazoa; Arthropoda; Insecta; Lepidoptera; Noctuidae. The coding region runs from base 541 to 1740 and encodes 399 amino acids. Gene Ontology annotation, cellular component: phosphatidylinositol 3-kinase complex. The record is from RefSeq and is a predicted model, not a curated record.